AUGUCAACCACCGACCUGCGAUCGCUGCACCAGCUUUCUAAGGUGGAAUUGCUGCCGACGCGGUCGUCCGAGCUGUCGGCGACGCUGUCGUUCCUAGAGAAGAUCGACCACAUUGAGAUCAACGGCACGACGGAGCGCAACGGCGUCGUGUACUACCGAGUCGAAGUCUUCCUUCAGCACAGCAUGUCUCGUAUACCGACGGUCAAGGCCACCGCAGUCGCGGACCAUCCAGACUACCAGCUCGAGCGGCGCUUCAGUGACUUCGCGAAUCUCCGCUAUCAGGUCUGGAUGUACGCUCAACGGAAACACGAGGACGAUCAAAGCUGCGAAUACUGCGGUGAGUUCAUGAGCUACAUCGUGCAUUCCCUGUCACAGCCUCGGUCGCUGGUAAAGCUGGUCACGGGCGUCAACGCGCGCAAGAAGCUGUUAGUCGCGUUCUGCAACACCUUCAUCGAGAAAACAAUAGCCGGCAAGACGGAUCUACAGAUGCGAAACUCCAAGUGCACCGGGCUCCAGACAAUUCCCCAUAUCGUGGAAGACUUCUUCCGCCCGGCAUCAGAGAUCAGGACUUGA
This is a messenger RNA of Phytophthora sojae, 573 nucleotides long. RefSeq lists its product as hypothetical. The transcript has a single exon. Bases 1 to 573 code for a protein of 190 amino acids. NCBI's taxonomy places the organism in Eukaryota, Oomycota, Peronosporomycetes, Peronosporales, Peronosporaceae. The record is from RefSeq and is a predicted model, not a curated record.